This is a messenger RNA of Trichomycterus rosablanca, 2564 nucleotides long. RefSeq names its product zinc finger (CCCH type), RNA-binding motif and serine/arginine rich 2 (gene zrsr2). The transcript has 11 exons. Gene Ontology annotation, molecular function: pre-mRNA 3'-splice site binding; metal ion binding. The record is from RefSeq and is a predicted model, not a curated record. Gene Ontology annotation, cellular component: U2AF complex; spliceosomal complex. Gene Ontology annotation, biological process: mRNA splicing, via spliceosome. Bases 57 to 1988 code for a protein of 643 amino acids. NCBI's taxonomy places the organism in Eukaryota, Metazoa, Chordata, Actinopteri, Siluriformes, Trichomycteridae.
GCUUCACCGCCAGUCUGAAAGCCCAACAUAUUUAAGUGUUAGCACGAUGUGCUAAAAUGUUAUCAACAGAUUCCUGUCAGAUUCCACCAAAUGCUGAGAAUAUAGAGCAGUCUGGUUUUUCCUGUGGAAAUCACUUGUUAAAGCCUGAAGCUGCAGCGGAUCAACAAGCGCCACAAUGUGCGCCACUCAGUGGCAAACAACGCCGGACCUUUCUGAAGAAGGAAAGAAGAAAAAGAAAAAGACAAGCUCUUGCUAAACUUCGAGAAUGUAACACUGUUGAUGGGUCAGAGAAUGAACAAGAUCUUGACGAUAAUGAAAAGGAGGAACUCAGUGAGCAGCUACACCAGGAGUGGCUGGAAAGAGAAAGAAUUGCUCAGGAGGAAUUCAGACUAAGUAGAGAGAAAGAGGAGGCUGCUCAGACGAGAAAGGAGGAGGAAGAGAAGAGGAUCAGGGAGGAAUGGGAGGAACAGCAGAGGAAAGAGAGAGAGGCACAGGAGCAGAAACAUCAAGAAAAGAAAGACAGAGAGGAAGCCGUACAGAAACUGUUGGACCAAGCGGAAAGCCAGUUAGAAAAUGGAGGUUCAUGGAAAAAUCCAGAUGCCCCGAUAGAUUAUGGGACAGAAAAGGAUAAGGCCAAUUGCCCCUUCUACCUUAAAACUGGAGCUUGCAGAUUUGGAGACAGGUGUUCCCGAAAGCAUAAUCAUCCAGUUUCAGGUACUACAUUAAUGAUUCGAAGCAUGUUUGUGACAUUUGGGAUGGAGCAGAGCAAACGCGAUGACUACGACACAGACUCAAGUCUAGAGUACAGUGAAGAGGAGAUGCAGCAGCAGUUUCUGGAGUUCUAUGAUGAUGUCCUUCCAGAAUUCAGAAAUGCAGGGAAAGUUGUCCAGUUCAAGGUGAGCUGCAACUUUGAACCUCACCUGAGAGGCAAUGUUUAUGUACAGUAUGAAACUGAGGAUCAGUGCACAGAGGCCUUCAGAAUGUUUAAUGGUCGGUGGUAUGCAGGAAGGCAACUACAGUGCGAGUUCUCUCCUGUAACCAAAUGGAAAAAUGCUAUAUGUGGGCUUUUUGACCGACAGCGGUGUCCAAAGGGGAAGCACUGCAACUUCCUACAUGUGUUUCGAAACCCUGGUAAUGAGUUCUGGGAGGCUGACCGUGACCUGCAUUUGUCUUCUGACCGUGGUGGAAGCCUGAGUGGCCGGCGCAGGAUGUCAUCACAGCGUAGCUACAGCCCUGACAUUCAUCGCAGACGCAGUGAAAGGAGGAGCCACAGUCGUGAGAAGUACAGUUAUAGAAGGUGGCGGAGUCGUAGCCGUGACAGGCGGAGUCGAAGCCGCAGCAGGCAGAGCAGAAGCCGUAAGAGGCGGAGUCGUAGCCGCAACAGGCGGAGUCAAAGCCACGACAGGCGAAGCCGUAGCAGAAGCAGAGAGAAUCGUAGGUCCCAGCAUUCAGUGAGAAAGGAGAGUACUUACUUAAAUAAUCGAGGCAGGAGAAGCAGAAGCCGUGAGAGGUCACAGGGCAGAGACAAAGAAACUGAUUGUCAGAGUGAAAGUUGCCAUUCACAAAUAGAUUCAAGAACCAAACCAUCUAAGAAAGGUGAAUCGAACAUCGCUGAACAGGAUUCAAAAAAUGGAUCUGUCGAGAGGAAGAGCAGAAAGACUGAGAACAAAAGCCCAAGAAAUGGUGAUGCUGCCUCAGCAGAAGCAAAAUCCCCCUCACAUCACCACAAAAAAUCAAAAAAGAGCAAGAAAAAGAAAAAAAGCAAAAAGAAACAAAAGCAAAAAAGGAGCAAAUCCGUCAGUGCUAGUUCUUCUGCAGGUUCUGGUAACGAGUCAGAUGAUGAUGAUCAAUUGACGUUAAAAGACCAAGAUGAACAAAAGACACAAACUCCUGCAGUUGAGGGUGAAACGGAGUCUCUUGUAUUGCUUCAACAACUGGAUGUAAUUCAGAAUACACUUGAUGAUAUUGCUGUCGAGAAUAAAAAAUGAGCUUCGUUUAUGAAAUGUGUGGUCAUGGAAAAACUACCAAUGUGGACAUAUCUCUUAAUUACUGAGCUCUAGGUGUUUAGGCCACACCAAGAUGUUUAGAAAUAAUUUAUUUAAAAUAAACAAUAUGCUUUAAUUAGUGGCAAUCCUGUUCCCUGUGCACAAUAUAUGAGAUCCAAUAAUACAUGGUUUGACAGGUUAGGUGUAAAAACUCCAAGGGCCUGCAUAGAGCUCUAAUCUUAGCCCCACUGAGAUGAAUUGGAUUAAUGAUUGCAAGCCAGAUCUUCUUGUCCAACUUCACUGCCUGGCCUCACAAAUGCUUUUCCGACUAUACAGGGACAAAAACCCACAGACAAACUCCAAAAUAUUGAUUAAAACCUUCCCAAAAUUCAGACCUGUUAUUUUUUAUAUAAUGCCUUUCCAGCAACCUCAUGGUCGGCCACUCACAAAUGUUGGGCCAUGUGGUGUACAUUUCUUUGUUACUGUUUUGCCUGGUAGUUUGGCUAAAACUAUUUUUAUGUGUUUUGAAAAUUGAUGUAUAUAUUGGACGUGUAAAUAAAUGAUUUUGGUUUUCUGGUA